GCGCAGGCUGGGCGCGGCCCCGUGGCAGUAACCGGGGCCGGGGGCACUUCCGGCCGGUCCCUUUCUGCUUCCGGGUCGGGAGGGCUCCGCUCGGCCGCCGCCUCCUCGCUGCGAGUCCGCAGCCGCCGCGCCGCGCCAUGAGGCUGUACAGCCUGAGCGUGCUGUACAAGGGCGAGCCCCGCGUGCAGCUGCUGAAGGCCGCCUACGACGUCUCCACCUUCAGCUUCUUCCAGAGAUCCAGCGUGCAGGAGUUCAUGACCUUCACCAGCCAGCUGAUCGUGGAGCGCUCGCAGCUGGGCAGCCGGGCUUCCGUCAAGGAGCAAGAGUACCUGUGCCACGUGUACGUGCGGAGCGACGGGCUGGCCGGCGUGGUGAUCGCCGAUAACGAGUACCCGCAGCGGGUCUGCUUCACCUUGCUGGACAAGGUGCUGGACGAGUUCUGCAGGCAGGUGAGCAGGGCGGAGUGGCCGUCGGGGUCCCCCGGCACCAUCAGCUACGCGGCGUUGGACGGGUACCUCAGCAAGUACCAGAACCCCCGCGACGCCGACCCGAUGACCAGAGUGCAGGCGGAGCUGGACGAGACCAAAAUCAUCCUGCACAACACCAUGGAGUCGCUGCUGGAGCGCGGGGAGAAGCUGGACGACCUGGUGUCCAAGUCGGAGGUGCUGGGGGCGCAGUCGAAAGCCUUCUACAAAACCGCGCGGAAGCAGAACUCGUGCUGUGCGGUGAUGUGACCCCCCCGCGGGGGGCUCCUGCCCCGGCCCGCCAGGCCCUCGCCCCCCUCCUCGCAUCUCGACCUCCCCCAGGACUGACCGCAGAACCCCGGCGGCUCCUGGGCCGCUCGGCGGGGGCCGCUG
Cygnus atratus (black swan) is the source of this 857-nucleotide messenger RNA. RefSeq names its product YKT6 v-SNARE homolog (gene YKT6). The record is from RefSeq and is a predicted model, not a curated record. NCBI's taxonomy places the organism in Eukaryota, Metazoa, Chordata, Aves, Anseriformes, Anatidae. Gene Ontology annotation, cellular component: Golgi apparatus. Gene Ontology annotation, biological process: endoplasmic reticulum to Golgi vesicle-mediated transport. The transcript is spliced from 8 exons. Bases 138 to 734 code for a protein of 198 amino acids. Gene Ontology annotation, molecular function: SNAP receptor activity.